AACAGAAGUGAAAUCAUUUUUGCUUUUCUAUUCUUAUUUUUGGGGUUGGGAAGUCUGUCAUCGUUCUGUUUUUCAUGUUCGACCCCUUGGUGAGACAGACCAACUGUAAACUGUGCACCUUGCCCUUUGGCGCGUGAGGAUCAGUACACACCUUCCAGCCAAUAAAACGCCGAGCAGGCGAAACAAAAGCGCGAGCCGUGUCCGACCAGCCGACCAGUAGUGCUUGGAUAAGUUUUCAGCACCACAGACCAGAGAACAGUAACAGUCACAGGCGCGCGACAGUCCUAGAGCCAUGGUGCUGAACCGGCUGAUUUCGACAUGUACUCGGUGAUUCCGUUCAAUGUCACCUACCCGGACGACAAGAUGGGGUUCGUGCCAAACGUGCCAAACUUCACCCAGCAGCCCCCGGUUCAGAGCGCCUCCAAUAUUAUAGUAGCCAUCUCCAUCACCGCGCUCUACUCGGUUAUCUGCGUGGUGGGAUUGCUCGGGAAUGUCCUUGUGAUGUACGGGGUGGUGAGAUACACCAAGAUGAAGACAUCCACCAACAUCUACAUCUUUAACCUGGCUCUAGCGGAUGCCCUAGCCACCAGCACACUGCCCUUCCAGAGCGCCAUGUACCUGAUGGGGACCUGGGCCUUCGGAGAGGUCCUCUGUAAGGUGGUCAUCGCCAUCGACUACUACAACAUGUUCACAAGCAUCUUUACCCUGACCAUGAUGUCUGUGGACCGCUACAUUGCUGUGUGCCACCCAGUGAGAGCCCUGGAGUUCAGGACGCCCGCCAAGGGUAAGAUCAUCAACGUUCUGAUCUGGGUUCUGUCCUCUGCCAUCGGAGUGCCCAUCAUGGUCAUGGCGGUGACCAAAACAACAGACAGUGGUCAGACUAUGUGUACACUGAAGUUCCCCGACCCUGACUGGUACUGGGAUACAGUCACUAAGAUCUGCGUUUUCAUCUUUGCCUUCAUCAUCCCUGUCAUGGUCAUCACCAUCUGCUAUGGUCUGAUGAUACUGCGUUUGCGCAGCGUCCGCCUGCUCUCCGGCUCUAAGGAGAAGGACCGCAACAUGCGCCGCAUCACCCGCAUGGUCCUCGUGAUUGUCGCGGCCUUCAUUGUCUGCUGGACGCCCAUCCACAUCUUCAUCAUCAUCAAGACUCUGGUGGAGAUCGACUUUGGGAACCCCUACGUGAAAGCCAGCUGGCACCUCUGCAUUGCACUGGGCUACAUGAACAGUAGUCUCAACCCUGUUCUCUACGCUUUCCUGGACGAGAACUUCAAGAGGUGCUUCCGGGACUUCUGCCUGCCCUGCCGGACACGCGUGGAACGCAACUCCCUCAACAGGGGUCGGAACGCCAACCGGGAACCCGUGUCCGUCUGCGCUCCGACUGAAGCUGGGACGGAAAAGAAGCCCGUAUGACUAGGCAUGGACCAGAUCCCUCGUGGUUCUCGAUCCAGGAGGGUCCAGCAAGACCUGCAGUCUGAGAUCACCCAGAUCUCCACAACGGAAUUCUGACAGGACAAACAAUGAUUUAGUCAGACUCACACAGGGGUGUCAGUAAAGGAGGUUCCAAAACACACUAUACCUUUUUUUUUUAGACCUCAUCAUCGACAUUCCUACCAGUGAGAUUUAGGAACUUUCUUUAUUGUAGCUCAGAAGUAGAGAGAUUCAAUUUUUCAUCAUAAAUCGUUUUCAAUAAAACUCUACACACAUCUCUGUGAAGGUUCUAUCUAGAGACAAUAUGUGAAGGUGCCAGGCCUUUUUGAGUAGUGAAUUUCUGGUUCGUGACAAAUGGAUGUCUGGCUGUAGAGUGAAUACACAGGAUGUUGUCAAGGACAGUGGUCCAAAGUAUACGACAUGGUUUUGUCAACAAGUCAUCCCUGUUUGUGACUGAUGACAAGCUGCACAAAUAUGGGACUGGGGUUAUUUUGAAAAUAAGACAACGGGGUAAGGGACACCACUGAAUGAGUAGAUAUGUAGACAUGUGAAAUGGGGACGUUUGACCCAGGAGGGGUUGGAGAAAACGCCCAACACUGUUCAGUGACAAUGACAGUUGUUACAGCUGACGGACUUCGCAAAGAUCCCAAAUGCUAAGCAGUGGUCUAUUUUUUUAUCUCAUGUACCAGAGACUGCAUCAUCCAUCUUGAAGUAGUGUGAAUAGACAAGACAGGCUGUAGCAUGGGUACAGUACACUGUGAGUGGGAUGUCAAUGCUUCUCCAGGCUACAGUAGCCAUGUGCUUUGACAAACUGAGAAAGUGGAGAAGCAUGGAUGUCCAACCAUUGUUUAUCAGACCUUCUUUCUAUUCUCUGGGAAGCAAGCACCUGUAAACUAACAUCGAUGGUGAAUUGUCAAAGAUUGCUGACGCAUAUUCCAUCACACUUGACUAAGGUACUGUAAAAUGGAGAGAAAAAUAGUUAUUUUCCACUUUCCAUCUACAAAAGGCAAAACAAAUACAUUGCACCACAGAGGAAGAAGAAACUACAGAUCCAUUGUGACAGGUUGGAUGAUGGAUGAAAACAUACUUUAGUGCAAAGCACUGGGGCACGAGACACUGAAACAAAAUGGGAAAAUGGGGCUGAUAGCUACAUGAAUCUGCAAACAAUGGAAAUCUACCACAGAGCUUUGUGCCUGCGUGUGCUCCACUGCUGUACCAUAGAAUUUCCUCACAGACACCUCGGCUCUCGGCUACAAACCUAAUAGACUCAUAGAUCGGAGCAGAGAGGUAGAAGGGACCACUGAAAGGAAUAACUAAACAAUCAUAGAACACUGAGGGUGGAGGAGCAGAACAGCCUAAUCUAGAUCUACACUCUGCGUGAAUGCAUUACUACUCUGAUGAAUGUAAAAAUGAAACAACAACAGCAAAACAACUUUAAAACUGACAAACCUGAAGAGUAUGGCGGCUUGUGAAACCAAGACAACUGAGUAUGUACAUAGCUGAACCAAGUGAGAUUUGGAAAGGACUUUUACAAUCUGUUUUACUGUGUAAUUGGAGAAAAACAUUGUGUCAUCUGUCAAAAUAAAUCGAUGGCAGAUUAGAGAGACUUAACUAUGGCAUUAAGUCAUGAUAAGAUUCAUGAGAAAGAUGAUGACAGCGCUCAAUUUUACCUUGAGGGCAUCAACUAAUUAUAGUGAUUAAGAUUAAAAUGACCCUUCAUAUUUCAUAGGCUGUAGGCUAUAAUUUAUGACUUUAUUAUAGGGUAUAAAUUCUCCCGGUAACCUUGCAAAACAUCAAUGCUGAUGAAAGAUCAAGCCUGUAAAUCGUUCCAUAGAUUGCAACCCACAUGACACCCUAUUCCCUAUAUAGUGCACUGCAUUUGACCAAGUAGUGCACUAUGUAGGGAAUAGGGUACCAUUUCAGAAGUAGCUAUAUUUUUUACUGACCUUGGGCAUGAUGCUAUGUCAGGAACCACUAUGACAAGCCCAAAAAUGUGGACGAGAGGUUUGUGAAUCGUUUUGCAUAAUGAUUCUAGCUAGCACAGACUACAGAUGAGAAGAGAAUAUAAUUAAUGACUGUUUAUGUCAAUGUCAGUUUAGAUGACAUAGUCUAACUAUUAAUGGUUAGAUGUUAACAUUUUGGCAUAUUUCUAAUAAGAUGAAUGUGCAUGUACCACAACAUUGUAGUUUGCUGAAGGUAAGGAAACCAAAAUCAGUUCCAAACUAAAAUCACUUAACGUGACUUUGUAGAUAUAGAUAUUCUCAGAACUCUGACAUAUUAUUUACGUAGUUGGCUAACCUUUUCAGUGACAGGUGAAACUAACUGGCUUCCGUUUGUGUAUGUGAUUCUGUAUGCUGUUUUGAUGAUGACUAUCGCUCCAUUUUCACAGUGAUAUUUGAUCAAAUAGCUGUAUGCUUUAUUAGCUACUGUACUGCAUAACUGCUGAGGCUAGUCUUACAUUUAAAAAAGAAAAUAAGAGAGAAACAGAUUAAGUCCCAUUUAUAGAAUGAAAUUAUUUUCAUCCCGUAUCUUCAGUAUAUGUCCUGGCAGUGAGUGAAAAUGCUUCAGGUCUAAUAACACAGACUGCUGAAUUAUUUACAGCCGAAUCCGUUUCUGGUUUAUGUUCUCUUUGCUUUUGUCAGUAUUCCUGACAGACACACUUUAUAUUAUUAUGUGGAUCUAAAACUACGUAUUUACAUGGCUUCUACAAAGAGAGAUAGUCUAUUAAAAUGUGGAACAGCCUACGCAUUAUUAUGUAUGACAGAUGUGGUAUUGAUUACAUGCAUUAGCUUUGCAAACAAGCUCAAAUCGACAGGGUAGAGAUAUAAUGGUAAAAGGUACAGUACAGUACAUCAAACUGACAAAUGCGUGCAAAUGUCACAAAAUAGAAAAUGACCACUUAGCCACCCAUUUUUACUAGAGCAACAGUUGCUAAUAGCCUACUAUAACCUUUUUGCCUCUGAGUGUCUGUUAUAGAACGAUGGAUUUUAUAUUGAUCAAGGCUAACUCCCACAUAGUAUUUCUGGGAACCGCUGUCAAUAGCUACAAUACUGCAAUACAAUUGUAACUUUCCUUUCUCUCGUCAUGUGAGUCACACUUUGUGUUGAAAAUCUAAUUUCAUUAUUUAACAAUCUAUCAUUCAUGGUUUUUAUACUUAUACACUGAGAGUACAAAACAUUAAGGACACCUUCCUAAUAUUGAGUUGCACCCCUUCCCCCCCCUCCCCUUGUUGACCCCAAGGCCCGUGCUGGCCUGUGUUGACUCCAAUGCUUCCCACAGUUGUGUCAAGUUGGCUUGAUGUUCUUUUGGGUAGUGGACCGUUAUUGAUACACACAGGAAACUGUUGAGGAUGGAAAACCCAGCAGCAUUGCAGUUCUUGACACAAACCAGUGUGCCUGGCACUUACUACCAUUCCCCAUUCAAAGGCACUUAAAUAUUUUGUCUUGCACAUUCAACAUCCUAAUGGCACACAUACACCAUGCGUGUCUUAAUUGUCUGAAGGCUUGAAAAUCAUUCUUUAACCUGUCUCCUCCAUUCAUUGACAUUGAUUGAAUUGGAUUUAACAAGUGAUAUCAAUAAGGGAUCAUAGCUAUCAACUGGUGUCACCUGGUCAGUCUACAAUAUGUCAUGGAAAGUGCAGGUGUCCUUAAUGUUUUGUACACCCAGUGUAUUUUGGUAAAGCUUUAUAUAAAUAGUCAAUGUGCAGAUGUUCAACAAACUAGCUGUAGACUAUCAGCAGGAUAUCAACAGUAUUUUUUUAGCCUACAGAUUCACUAUUUAAUCCAAAUAUAGCUUUACCUCUGUUUUUUCUAGCACUGUUCUUCUGCCCUGCUUUGGAUAUUGCAGUUAGGGAAUUUUGUCAUUUUUAUGAAUUAAUAUGCAUUUAUAAGUAACUCCUUUAAAACAAUUGAAUACUGGAACAUUUCUGUAAAAUGUAUACAAAACGCUGUAUGUUUGCUUAUAUUCAAUGUAUUGCCAGAGACUGUAAGGUAUUUGUGCUAGUCACACUUGAACCCAUCAUGAUUAACUUUACAGUGCUCAUGCAGUGAUCCUUAUAGUUUAUAGUUUAUAACUUACGCUAGCUAGAUGAGUAUCUAUUGUAAAAUGCAUUGAUGAAUUAACAGCAAGCCAAGAUGUUUUACAAGAAGCUUCUCGGAUUGUUGAUUAAAACAACAACAAAAAUCAAUAAAAUGAACACGGUAG
Messenger RNA from Oncorhynchus mykiss (rainbow trout), 5631 nucleotides. Its product is annotated as delta-type opioid receptor. Gene Ontology annotation, molecular function: G protein-coupled enkephalin receptor activity; neuropeptide binding. Gene Ontology annotation, cellular component: plasma membrane; neuron projection. NCBI's taxonomy places the organism in Eukaryota, Metazoa, Chordata, Actinopteri, Salmoniformes, Salmonidae. Gene Ontology annotation, biological process: G protein-coupled opioid receptor signaling pathway; neuropeptide signaling pathway. The record is from RefSeq and is a predicted model, not a curated record.